GCCAAAUAGUUAUCUUGUUGGACUGGUUAUAUAAAUGACUCAGUGGCUCAGAGGUCAAAAGCAGAGCUGAGGAGUUAAGGACAGCAUUCCUUCCUAAGAGGGAAACCUGCCUGAACGCUGAUCCCUAUUACUCACUCUUUCAAGGCUGCAUCUUUCCUCUCUCCAGGUGUUUCAACCCUCCCAAGUUUCAUAAUCUCUUUUCAAGCACUAACAAUCAGAACGCCAAGGGGCUGCUGCUGCCUGCACUAGCAGUUCUUCAUCCUAUCCCACUGCCUGUCAGAAAUUCAGAAUGGAAUGCUUUAAGAAUCUCUAUAGCCUUUUAGUUCUUCUUGGUGCGCAUCUGGUGCGUGCAGUGUAUGGAACAACAGUGGUUCCCCUUUGUCAGCCUGGUGAAUCUUUAGAGAACUGCACAACAGCCAUGGUGCAAACAACCCAUAGCCCAAUAGUGGUACCAGUGAAAAUAGGCAGGUGUCAACAGGAAAUGGAGAGUUACUGUUGGAAUGGGCAGUGCAUGUACCUUGUGGACCUUGAUGAACACUAUUGCAGGUGUGAAAAGGGAUAUACUGGAAUUCGCUGUUCACACGCUGAACUUGUCUAUCAGCCUAUAAACGAGGAGUAUCUGGCAAUAAUAGUAUUCUUGUCCUCUUUACUGCUUUUGGCAGUUGCAGUGGCUGCAUUAUUUGCAUACAAAUGGUACAAGACGAAAAAAGCUGAACUUCCUCGCAAUGAAUAUAAAGAAGUCACCAUCCAGAGUUUAUAGAAUUUUCUGUUGCAUUCAUUUCUAUUUUUUUAACAGUUCAUUAUUUAUUCUGCUUAAUAUUUUACAUGGUUUGUUAGGGCAAAGCCAAUGUUCGAAUAUGCUUACUGUUAAUUGUAUGUGUAUAUAUAUAUUUAUAUAAAUAUAUAUUUAUACGUCUUACAACAUGUAAAUGCCUUGUAUGUAAUUUUUUUAACAACAUGAAUUUUU
Molecule: messenger RNA, 967 nt
Organism: Xenopus laevis (African clawed frog)
Lineage: Eukaryota; Metazoa; Chordata; Amphibia; Anura; Pipidae
Gene: ereg.L
Product: epiregulin L homeolog
Exons: 5
Coding region: 290-760 (156 amino acids)
Biological process (GO): positive regulation of DNA replication; positive regulation of multicellular organismal process; epidermal growth factor receptor signaling pathway
Cellular component (GO): plasma membrane; extracellular region
Molecular function (GO): epidermal growth factor receptor binding; receptor ligand activity; zinc ion binding
Source: RefSeq, a predicted model, not a curated record